AUGACACUUAUCAAAGCGGAAGAGAACCCAGAAACAAGAUUGAAGAGCUCAGUUAGCACUGACUCAACCAUUUUUUUUGGAAAUUCCAAAGCACGCGAGCCUGAUAGUCCGAAGCGAAUAUGUGGUGCCAAAGAUAGCCGCCCAGCUUUGGUGAAUAAAUCCUUGAACGUUGCUAGUCCCAAAAAGGACAGUACAAUAAAUCUGAAGAAACCAAAACCUGAGGACUCCUUAUUAAGUGCGGUUAAUGGAUUAUCAUCACCUGCCCGCCAACGUAACUUGGAAAUGUGUAUUCCAAGUGCUCCCAGGAUCAAGUCCGAGUUCGAAGCGACAAAGAUGGUUUUACAAGAAACUAUUGGAAGUCCUAAGGGUAAACUUAUAAAGAGCAGUUCAAAUAUUAACUUCUCUCGCAGCAGUCCUGUUGCAAGUGGCCCUGGUAUAAAUAGUCUCCCCAGCAGCAUCAAGAAGAAAAAGUUGAAGUCGACGACUGACAAGUUUAAAAAAAUUAGCUCAACGGAGCUGUUUGGCAAUUUAGAUAAAGGCAUACUUCCAUUCACAAAUUAUCAGCAUGCGUUAGACGCUCCUGGGGAGUAUUUUCCGAUAACUCGGUUUCUCUAUGAGCUACAUACUUCGGAUGAAGAUAGUCAGAAGAAAAAUGAUCUAUUUGCUGAUAUCGAACAAGAUAAAGAAAGGAAAUUUUGCCAAAAGACGUCACAAUACUCGCUCUCAAAAUGGAUCGAGGAAGGGCAAAACCUGAUGAACAGGCAAACAAAUCUCAUUGGAGAACUAGUUCGUGAAAGGAUCGAGUUAAGCCAUAAGUUCCGAGUAAUAACCACAAUUAUCAACCAAAGAGCUGAAGCUUUAAACGGCCGGGGAGAUAUACUAGAUGAGAAGUUGAACAAGAUUAAAAGUUUGGGAAAAGAAAUUUUGAAUAUAAUUUAA
Messenger RNA from Zygotorulaspora mrakii, 939 nucleotides. RefSeq names its product Ecm11p (gene ECM11). The transcript has a single exon. Lineage: Eukaryota; Fungi; Ascomycota; Saccharomycetes; Saccharomycetales; Saccharomycetaceae. Bases 1 to 939 code for a protein of 312 amino acids. The record is from RefSeq and is a predicted model, not a curated record.